Molecule: messenger RNA, 2321 nt
Organism: Alnus glutinosa
Lineage: Eukaryota; Viridiplantae; Streptophyta; Magnoliopsida; Fagales; Betulaceae
Product: phosphoenolpyruvate carboxykinase (ATP) 1-like
Exons: 13
Coding region: 160-2139 (659 amino acids)
Biological process (GO): gluconeogenesis
Cellular component (GO): cytosol
Molecular function (GO): ATP binding; phosphoenolpyruvate carboxykinase (ATP) activity
Source: RefSeq, a predicted model, not a curated record
CCCACGGCAAUCCUUUUUCCCAUCACCUUCUCAUUUGCGUUCUCUCUAAACAAUCACUCCACUUUGAUGAUCACAACCCUCCCAUUCUAUUUCAUUUCCCUUUAGUGUUUCGCUUUUCCUUCUUCAUCUUCGUUUCAAGCUCGCAAUCCCUGAGGAGAGAUGGCAGAGAACGGAAACGCCAACGGAGAGUUCAGCUUCGGGACCGGAACGGCACGGAACGGACUGGCGAAGAUCCAGACCCACAAGAAGCAGAACGGGAUCUGCCACGAUGACAGCGGUCCUUCCGUUAAGGCUCAGACCAUUGACGAGCUCCACUCGCUCCAAAAGAAGCGGUCCGCGCCCACCACUCCCAUCAAGGAAGCCCAGGGUGCGUUCGCCACCAUCACCGACGAAGACCGCCAAAAACAGCAGCUCCAAUCCAUCAGUGCAUCUUUGGCGUCACUGACGAGAGAAACUGGACCCAAGGUGGCGAAAGGAGACCCGGCUCGGAAGGCAGAGACUCCAAAGCACGUACCAGACCACCACUUCGCACCCACUUUUAACGUUAGCGAUAGUUCCUUGAAGUUCACUCAUGUCCUCUACAACCUGUCUCCUGCUGAGUUAUAUGAGCAGGCCAUAAGGUAUGAGAAAGGAUCGUUCAUCACAGCGAGUGGCGCCUUAGCAACCCUUUCUGGAGCCAAGACUGGUCGUUCUCCAAGAGAUAAGCGCGUUGUCAGAGAUGAGACUACUGAGGAUGAUCUUUGGUGGGGAAAGGGCUCACCUAACAUUGAAAUGGACGAGCACACCUUCUGGGUGAACAGAGAAAGAGCUGUUGAUUACUUGAACUCUUUGGACAAGGUCUUUGUGAAUGAUCAAUUCUUGAACUGGGACCCACAAAACAAAAUCAGAGUCAGGAUUGUCUCUGCCAGAGCAUACCAUUCCUUGUUCAUGCACAACAUGUGUAUCCGACCCACUCCUGAAGAGCUGGAGAAUUUCGGUACUCCGGACUUCACUAUUUACAAUGCCGGACAGUUCCCAUGUAAUCGUUACACGCACUACAUGACAUCCUCUACUAGCAUAGAUAUUAAUCUUGGUAGGAGGGAAAUGGUCAUCCUCGGCACCCAGUACGCCGGGGAAAUGAAGAAGGGUCUUUUCAGUGUUAUGCAUUAUCUCAUGCCUAAGCGUCAAAUCCUCUCCUUACAUUCUGGCUGCAAUAUGGGGAAAGAUGGAGAUGUUGCCCUCUUCUUUGGAUUGUCAGGUACUGGAAAGACAACUCUGUCUACUGAUCACAAUAGAUAUUUGAUUGGAGAUGAUGAACACUGUUGGAGUGAGAGUGGUGUGUCAAAUAUCGAAGGCGGUUGCUAUGCCAAGUGCAUUGAUCUCUCCAGGGAGAAGGAGCCUGAUAUCUGGAAUGCCAUUAAAUUUGGGACAGUGCUGGAAAAUGUAGUGUUUGAUGAGCACACCCGAGAGGUCGAUUAUAGUGACAAGUCUGUUACAGAGAACACUCGUGCAUCCUAUCCUAUUGAGUACAUCCCCAAUGCGAAGAUACCAUGCGUUGGUCCACAUCCAAAGAAUGUCAUACUUUUGGCAUGUGAUGCAUUUGGUGUGCUCCCACCAGUGAGCAAGCUGAGCUUGGCACAGACCAUGUACCAUUUCAUCAGUGGCUAUACUGCUCUGGUAGCAGGCACAGAAGAAGGUGUGAAGGAGCCACAGGCAACAUUCUCAGCUUGCUUUGGUGCAGCAUUUAUUAUGUUACAUCCUACUAAGUAUGCAGCCAUGCUGGCUGAGAAGAUGCAGAAGCAGGGUGCCACAGGGUGGCUUGUCAACACUGGCUGGUCAGGUGGAAGAUAUGGUUCAGGGAGUCGAAUUAAGUUGCCGUACACACGGAAAAUCAUCGAUGCCAUACACUCUGGCAGCCUCCUGGAGGCAAACUACAAAAAGACUGAAGUUUUUGGGCUUCAGAUCCCCACUGAGAUUGAGGGAGUGCCUUCCGAAAUUCUGGAUCCAGUGAACACUUGGUCAGACAAGAAGGCUUAUCAAGAUGCACUGCUGAAGCUGGGUGGCCUGUUCAAGAAGAACUUUGAAACAUUCACCAGCUACAAGAUUGGCAAGGACAACAAGCUGACUGAGGAGAUCCUUGCAGCUGGUCCAAUCUUCUAAUUGGGAGCAGAAGAAUAAGAGGAAAAGCAAGAAACUCUCUUGGGGAAUUGUGAUAUGUAGAAAUAAGAAAUUGUUUCUAUAGAGAUGCAAUCAUGUGGUUGAAAGUAAUCAUGUAAAAUGGUUUGUGUAAGUUCAUUCAGAACUUUAUAAUAUUUAGAUGGAGAUUAAUGCUUUUUGUCCAA